AUGCUUAUCUGGAGAAAAUCACCACCUCAAACUGGAAAAUAUCGAUGGUUGAUGACGUUCACGGCGUGUUUCGAAAUAUUCUGGGGAGCGUUUGAUCUACCGGCGGAUAUUAUCGCCCAUUCCGUUGGCUGUGCAUUCAUCACAUUCCGUAUAAACACCCCUGACUCCCUUCUGGAUCCAGAACACUCCUCAUGGGUCGUUUUGACCUACACUGCUAUUUUCGGAGCGUCAAUGGCAGUUUUCGCCGCGCAUUUUGUUUAUCGAUUUGGGUCGAUUGAAGUUUUCUGGUGGGCCGCCGUGGUGAGAAUUUGGUUUUGGAAGAAUCCGGAUAUGGAUGAAUAUACAAGGGACGUGAUAAAUCGAACCGUCGGACAGCCCAUCGAAAAUAUCAGUUAUAUCGGAACGAAAUUUUAUAAUUUUGGGGAGAAUGGGACGAUGAGUUUCAAUAUACCCGCGUGGAUUGGAGUGUGUCAGAUGUGGUUCAUGGUGGGAACCUCCAUCAUCUGCGUUUUUGGCUUCGGAACCCUCUGCUACCUGCGUCUCUCCACAACUCUAUCCAUCGUAUCGUCAGCUGCAAAUAACCUCCAAAAACAACUAUUCUACUCAUUAGUCCUCCAGACCCUCAUCCCCCUUGUCCUCAUGCAUUUCCCAAUCACUAUAUUCUUUUUGUGUCCGAUGCUUAACCUGGACACUGACUUCGCUACAGCGUUUAUUCUCAUCACUAUCACUCUGUACCCUACGGUGGAUCCGUUACCAAGUUUUGUGAUAAUCAAAAGCUAUCGUGAAGCGGUUUUCGACGUUUUCCGAGCGGUUCUAUGUCUGAAAAACGGGAGUUCGCAGCAGGGAGCGGUAGGUCAUAGUAUGGUCUCGAUGAAAUCUGUUAAAUGGAGUCCCUCAUAA
Messenger RNA from Caenorhabditis remanei, 900 nucleotides. RefSeq lists its product as uncharacterized. Gene Ontology annotation, molecular function: G protein-coupled olfactory receptor activity. Bases 1 to 900 code for a protein of 299 amino acids. The transcript has 5 exons. Gene Ontology annotation, biological process: olfactory behavior; G protein-coupled receptor signaling pathway. Lineage: Eukaryota; Metazoa; Nematoda; Chromadorea; Rhabditida; Rhabditidae. The record is from RefSeq and is a predicted model, not a curated record.